UAUGAAGGAUAAUUAAAAUGAAUCUGAAUUAUUAAAAGCCAAAGUUGUCGACAUCAAUAAUCAUGUUAUAGGUAAUAAAAAGUAAUAAUUAUUAUUAAGACUUGAUUUGUAUUGAUUAUAAGCUAUUAUCUAAAGUAAUUCAUCAAGCAACUUUUUUAUUCGUCAUAGAGAAGUAGACAUUCAGAAUCUUUUGUCAUAAGCGUUCUUAAUAAAAAUAAUAUUAACCUGGGACACUUAGCACUUGUUUUACUGGAAUUGUUCUAGAAUCUGAGGAUUAUCGUUAAUGUGCUAAAAGAAAAUUAAUAUAAGAAACAGGAUUAGACUUAGAAUUGACAUAUCUCAAUUCUUUUUAUUUUGAAAGUAAGAAAAAUAAGAUCUGGGGAUAAAUAUUUUAUACAUUUUAUGAUGGAUAGAUAAUUAACUUUAUCUAAGACCCUAAAGAAGUUGAAGAGAUUGAAUUAAUGUCUUAUAAAGAGAUUGUUAUUCGAGAAUAGAAUGGCGAGAUAUUCACUCCUGAAAGUAUCCAAGCACUUCAUUUUCUAAACAAGAGAGUUCUUCGCCAAUGAUAU
Messenger RNA from Paramecium pentaurelia, 569 nucleotides. The record is from the annotation of a GenBank genome assembly. Lineage: Eukaryota; Ciliophora; Oligohymenophorea; Peniculida; Parameciidae.